Messenger RNA from Necator americanus (New World hookworm), 1578 nucleotides. RefSeq lists its product as uncharacterized. NCBI's taxonomy places the organism in Eukaryota, Metazoa, Nematoda, Chromadorea, Rhabditida, Ancylostomatidae. Bases 1 to 1578 code for a protein of 525 amino acids. The transcript has 12 exons. The record is from RefSeq and is a predicted model, not a curated record.
AUGAAGAAUGAUUUUCCAAGAGACCACUUUUCCCCGUAUAUUCUUUGGCUAGUCAAUCGUCCGGUCCGCCGAAGCAAAAUCUGCUCCCUGCGAUGGAUUGGUGGUUUGUCAGACGCUCUGGUUCUCGUGCGCAGAAGCGUUGAGAUGGUUAAAAGACCUUGCCUUCUAUGCUGUAAAAGCGUGGAGGAACGACUUCUUCGUCGAACCAAGCCAAACAGUCAUCAUACUGUCGUCUUACUUUCGUCACUCUUAUUAUUCAAUGCAACCGACCUGAGCGAUGCAAAGAGAUGUUACGCUGCAUGUAUUAGACUACGACAACGUAUUUGUGAUCAGCACUACAUUGACGCUGCUCAAUUAAUCGCAUCGGAGAUGGCUUGUGUGGGAAUCAGUCUGACAACGUAUGUGGAUCCACGGCAUGGUGUUGUGGUAUCGUACUCUAAUGAGAAAGAUAUUCCGCUUCAUCUGCUCGACUCGAUUGAAGAAAACGCUAGAAAAUUAAGCGCAGAACUGGUGGUCACAACAAAAAAAGUGAGCGGAUUCCUGAAUUACUGUCUGUCUCGGUACCGAGUCGAAGUGCUCCGGGCGGCUGUUAGCACAGAUCACCAACGAAAAGCUACGGUAUCCAGUGAUGAGGUCAGGAUCGCCCAAAGUGGUAGUGAUGAUAAGAAGACAGUCAACUUGUUGUUUUCAACGUCACAAACUCCCGAAAUGAUCGCUGUGGGUCCUGAUCGGUCUUCUAGCGAUCCUCCUGUUUGCCCCGAUGGAGAUGAACUGGAUGUAACAGAUCCUGAUUUGCUGAAUAGCAAUUUCAUUGUAAAAGGAGAUCGCCUCCUAUCACUUUUCCGAUUUUGUCCAGAGUGCGGGACAGAAAUCAGCACUAGUAAAAGAAACAUGGUUAAAAGAUCUUGCCUCCUGUGUAGCAGGUACGUGGAGGAACGACUUCUUCGUCGGACCACGCCAAACAGUAACCAUACAGUCGUCCUACUUUCGUCACUUUUAUUAUUCAAUGCAACCGACCUGAACGAUGCAAAGAGAUGUUACGCUGCAUGUAUUAAAAUACGGCAACGUCUCUGUGAUCAGCACUACGUCGAUGCUGCUCAAUUAAUCGCUUCGGAGAUGGCUUGCGUGGGAAUAAGGCUGACCACAUAUGUGGAUCAACCGCGUGGUAUUGUGGUAUCGUACUCUAACGAGAAAGAUAUUCCACUUCAUCUGCUCGACUCGAUUGAGGAAAACGCUAAGAAAUUGAAUGUAGAGUUGGUGGUCACGUCAAGAAAAGUGAGUGAAUUCUUGAAUUACUGUUUAUCUCGGUACCGGGUUGCACCCAAGGAGGUUGUUAGCGCAGAUCACCACCAAAAAGCUACAUCAUCCACCAGUGAGGCCAGCAUAGUUGAGAAUGGCAACGAGGAUAAGAAGACAGUCGACUUGUUGUUUGCAGCGUCGGACUCUCCUGAAGUGAUCAUUGUGGGUUCUGACCGGACUUCUAACAAUCUUCCUGCCUGCUCUGAUGGGGAUGAACUGGAUGCAACUGAUCCUGAUUUGAGUGCGGGACAGAAAUCAGCACUAGCAAAAGAAAUGUAA